AUGGUUGAAGUUAAUAUUGUUCCAGUUGUGGACCCAGGUGUGGUCAAAACAGGUGCUUACAAAUAUGAAGACGGGACGCGUUACGUGGGCGAGUGGAACGCCAAGGGUCAGAAGCAUGGUAUGGGUCACCUGGUGUUCCCUGACGGCACCAGGUAUGACGGGUCCAUGAUCGGAGGCCUGUGUUCAGGGUUGGGGGUCAUGGCUUUCCCAGACGGCGCUAAAUAUGAAGGCGAGCUGAUGCAGGGCUGGUUUCAUGGUCAUGGCGUCUUCUGGCGAGCUGACGGCAUGAAGUUCGAAGGGGAAUUCCGUGGAGGCAGGGUAUGGGGGCUUGGUCUGGUGACGUUCAGCGACGGCAGCAAUGGAUUCCCACGCAACGAGGGCUUCUUCCAGGACUGCAGGCUGGUCCGCCGCAAGAGAUGUCCCGAAGUAGUCCAGCGAGCCCAGAAAGUGGCGUACAUGGCGAGGGCGCAGUGCCAGCAAAUAUAG
Molecule: messenger RNA, 486 nt
Organism: Amyelois transitella
Lineage: Eukaryota; Metazoa; Arthropoda; Insecta; Lepidoptera; Pyralidae
Gene: rtp
Product: MORN repeat-containing protein 4 homolog
Exons: 4
Coding region: 1-486 (161 amino acids)
Source: RefSeq, a predicted model, not a curated record